Messenger RNA from Vollenhovia emeryi, 1860 nucleotides. Its product is annotated as sodium channel protein Nach-like. The transcript has 10 exons. The record is from RefSeq and is a predicted model, not a curated record. Gene Ontology annotation, biological process: sodium ion transmembrane transport. Gene Ontology annotation, cellular component: membrane. NCBI's taxonomy places the organism in Eukaryota, Metazoa, Arthropoda, Insecta, Hymenoptera, Formicidae. Gene Ontology annotation, molecular function: ligand-gated sodium channel activity. Bases 177 to 1778 code for a protein of 533 amino acids.
GCAUGCUUGAUCGCAGCAACACAACUUUCUACGUGAAGCGAUUAAAUCAACGUGAUUCUGAUCGAACAAUAGUAUAAAGCAACCCAUCGUGGAAGAAGCAUUAUCAAGCACACAGUCUCUGUGAAAUAUUUUCUAAGCAGUGAAUAUCAAAACUACGAGUUUUCGACGGCAGCACGAUGUUAAAUACUUUACAGCAUAGACAACAUACAGUGAAGAAGAUUACGGUGAAUCAUAUAGACGUCUCGAAGAAGAACAAAGAAUUAUUCGACUUCCCUAAAUUGUAUAAUCGGUCGGCAGUAAAAACUAAAAGAGUAAUUGCUCAGCAGCUCUUGCAAGAAUAUCUGUAUAACAGUUCGGUGCAUGGCAUGAAGUACUUCAGUAAAUUGCAGAUAAAAUCCAGCAUUAUCGGAAAGCUCUUUUGGACUUCAAUCAUGAUUUGCAGCUUUGUGUUUUUAACUUUGAUGCUCCAGAAAUUCUGGACGCGGUACAGCACCAAUCCGACCCGCAGCAUCAUUCGAUCGUUUCAUAUCCCAAUAUUUAGAGCCCCCUUCCCAGCUCUUACCAUUUGUCCACUGAUACCGCCGAUGUCUUCGAGACGCAGAAAAGUAUUUGAAAGUUUACGUUUACCGCACGGUAUGAGUAACGCUACCGGGAGAUUUCUAGUCAGAUACGGACCCGCAUUUGCGAAUGAGAAUGCCCCUGGUGGUAAAGCACAUUUGAAGGACUUGAAGUCAUUGUUAAAGCUAAAUAAUAUGUCGCUGAUAGAUUUAAUAAUAGCCUUGCGACCUUGCGAAGACAUAUUUGAAUCCUGUGCGUGGAACGACGUUAAUAUGAAUUGCAGCGAGCUGUUCAAAGUAUCUUACACUUUCACAGGUAUAUGUUGUUCUUUCAACUAUCUUCUUGAAGAUUACAUACAAAAUGGCAGUAAUACGGAAAACCUCAAGAAUCUUCUUACAACCCCUCUGUACGGCCCAAAUUCCGGUCUUACGAUUCUUUUAAACCGAAAUUUUUUGGUCGAGGAUGACCCCACGGAAGAAAAAUAUGUAAAAUAUUCAACAAAUUCCGUCGGUCUUGUGAUGUUCCCUCAUCAUCCUCUGGAAUAUGUCACCACCUUAGCUACUAGACAAAUUCUACAAACCGAACAAGAAUUACAGAUCUCCGUAACUCCAUUUAUCAAGAAAAAGCUUGAAGGGUACUACGAAGAAAAUUCUCGCGGUGAAUUGGUUCCGAAUUGUGCAGACGAGAGUACUAAACUAAAGUAUUUUCCCUUAUAUCGAUAUUCCAACUGCUUUACCAGCUGUUCUAUCGAGGCUGUUCUGCAAGCCUGUAGUUGUGUGCCAUAUUACUACACGCCUGUAGCCAAGAAAUAUUCUUUAAAAAUUUGUGACUGGACAGAUGUCGAGUGUCUUUAUAAGAACUCGAACGAUACGCGGAUUAUUCAGAAUGUUGUUACAGAAAAUUUGACGUGCGAAUGUUUAACUCCUUGCUGGAAUGUAGUGUACGACUUGCGAACUUCCACGCUCGAGUUAAAUGGCGACCACGAUUUUAAUCCUCCGUUGUACAAAAAUCUUUCAGACGCCCAAUCUGUUCUAAGAAUAUUCAUGAGAUCCGAGACAUUUAUGGAAAUGGAUACAAUCCCAGUCGCCGAUGAAUUGUAUUUGCUAUCAUCGCUGGGCGGGAUAUUCAGUCUUUUCCUGGGUUGCAGCUUCAUAAGUGUCAUCGAGAUUUUGUACUUUCUAGGAUUGUUUCUUUGUUCCACAUACAAGAAAUCAAAAUAAUCGUCGAUCAGAACUUUCACAAUGUAAAUCCGAGUGCAAAUUAAAGGGGAGAAAGGCUAACUACGCGGACACUAACAAGUUG